AUGAUGCGAAAGAAAAAGAAGCGUGUGGCGGUCACAGUCAAGAACCCGUUCAGAGAGAUAGCUUUGCCAUUCGAAGGUCGGAGGAUGUUGAUUAGUACUGAAGAUUUAACGGACGAUCAAAGUGAUGCUUAUCAAGGUGGUCUAUGCCCGUUGGUGGAAAACAGCGAAAGUGAGUCAUCUUUGCCUCAAGAACCGGAUAUCAUUUACAGGAAUUUUGAAAAGGGAUUGUCAAAGAAUGCUAAAGGCGUGAAUAUGUUCAAAGAUGAACAGAGGCGUGUAAUUAAAGGGAAUGCCUCACUCGUUCUGGACGAUGAUCUGAGUGACAACACAGAGAAACCUUGUAAUAAUGUGAUAGGAGAUAAUUCCUACACCCAUCUGCCACACACAAGAGUUAAUCACAAGAAAACGGAUAUGACUUUAGAGUUUUUCAAAAUAAUGCAAAAGAUAAACUCAAGACAAAAAAGAAACAAUUCUAAACAGACAAUUAAUAUAAAAGAACCAAAACGUAACGAGGAAACCAUGUCGCAAAAAGUUCAAAGAGCCUCACACUCUCAAGACAACAGCUUCUGCUGGGACACUACUAAUGAAACCACACACAGACACGGGAAACACCAAGAUAAAAAUAACACUCGGUUGAAGCCACAGGCUCCUAAACAAUCCACCGGUUUAGAUUUUACGCGGCAUGUUCCCUUGAAAUAUUCUGACAAAACGGAAAAUUCAAUGGAUCGUCACGAAGAACAACCGGUGCCUUGCAAAUCAGAGUCAUGCUCCAAAGAUGGUAGCAGCGACGAGGAACCUAAAACCGACAAAGCAAUACCGUACCAGAUACAAAUGAACGUUACACCGGAAGGGCGAACCCACCGGUACCUGGUUCGUCGAGUGAAGCACUUCAUGGAAAAUGAUAGCUCUAAAUACUCAUAUGUAAUUCACGUCAGUGGUGGAUCUGAUGGCGAACAAGGGGGAAGUGAGACGGAAGUUCAGAAAAGUACGAAGAAGAGAAGGGGCGAUAUUGCCAGACGGGAUAUUUUCACAAAAGAAUCUCCGAAAGCUGAUGGUUCUUGUGAAAAUGAAGACCAAAGUUUUGAGUGUGUUUCUACCGAAGGGAACAAGAGCGAUAUUAACAUCAUGUCUGAUAGUUUCAGAUGCUGCAGAAGUGAAGGUAAGGCGGAAGACGCUUUGGUUCCAGAAUGCCCUAGACGAGUGGAUAGGAUUGAUAAUGUUCCAAUUGACUGUAGCGAGGAAAGCUCGAGACAAAGAGAUAAAAGUAAGGAUAAAUCUGUCAAGACCAAGGUUUCUAAGCGUUUAAUUGACCAUCUUAAAAAAAAGGAAUCAAUGAAAGAAGAAAGGCAAACACUAUCUGUCUUAACUCUUGAUAACAAUGAUAUUUGUGAAACAGAUGCCAUUCAUCCUGUUGAAGACACGUCACAAAAUUUGUUGCGAACGCGGCACAGAAAAGAAAAGAAAAAAGAAAAUUGUUACCACAUAAAACCAGAUGAACUAAACACGGUCAUGCCUCUAACAAAUAUGUCGGAAAAAGCAAUGCACGUUCGAGAAGACAGCACAACACCCGACUGUGGUGAAGUAAAUAAUUCUGAUGUUCUGGUGGACAUCAGCACAGAAUGUAAUGAAAAGAUGAAAGAGGUGCCCUCACAGACUAGUGAAGUUUUUUCGGCUGACUUCGCUUCUGCAAAUCUAAACGAGAACAGAAAAUAUGUGAAUGAUCAUCCCGAUUCAAAACUCACAACAUAUCAGUCCGUGGACUGUCAUGGCAGACAUACCGAAACGGAAGACUCGGAGUCAGACACGACUACCGAUCCGGAAGCACACGAAGGAGAGAAAGGGUACAGCUGCUACUCCCAGACAAAUGCGCACAAGAAAUGGAAAUAUGACGACCCAGUUACUAGUACUCUGGAAGGGAAAAGAACAACUGGUUUUCGUCUUGACUUUGCAAAGUAUUAUAAGGGAAGUAAUGCAGGUAAAAGUCAUGUGGAACAUUGUCAGUUAAAGAAAGAAGACUCUGUGACACAAGGAUCGUCUCAACGGGUUAAAAAGGUUCCCGCACUGUUUAAAGGGAGCUUGAGAGCUGACAUCACUGACAAGCACAAUCUAUCGGCAGAAACAAGAGCAGAAACUAAAUCAGGUAACUUCAGUUGUAGUACUGAACACUUAAAUCAGAACCAUGUAGGGGAAUACGGACCGUGCGCUAGGAGAGAGACAACACAUAAAUACACGAAAUCACCUCAACAUACCACCACAAGCGUCAAACCUAUGUCUCACUCUGGCCGCAAGAAUAAGAUCUUUCUAGAAUCAGCUUCUAACAGCAACUCCCAGAACAUCACCGGAACCUCACUACAAGAGACAGACAACCAAGAUGAUAGAACAUUUUUACAGUCGAUAAAAUCACCAAUCUCGUCACACUCUCCUGCAAUGAACAUCGCGCUGCAAAACGAGAAUCACUCCAAUCGAAUGAAAGUUAACCGCGAAAGCUCUCUAUUUCCAACUGGAGCCGUUAAACGAAAGAGACAUCGUUCUAAAGUUCCUAAAUUUAAACAUAAAAGCCCAGAGCCUGACGUGACUGGAAUAACCACGUUUACGGAACUGAGCAAAGUAUUGCAAGAUGCCAGAGCUAACAGCAUUGUCAGAUGCACGGCGGACAAACUGCACGGUGGAGCCCCAGAAGGUUCAGAUUCUAUUUCGGCGAUAGAGUCUUGUGUUAAUUCAACUUUCAUGGGCGAGUACUUACGAUGUCUGUGGACCAACCAAUUUCUGUGUGACGUCAGAGUGACCGUUGGGGAUGAAGAAAUCUUAGUGCACAAACUGGUGUUGGCUGCAUACAGUUCCGUCUUCUGCCCUCCGACUACACGGCCAGAACCUACUGUCAGCUUUCAGAUUGAAAAGUCUACACCCGAAGCUGUCCGGCAG
Molecule: messenger RNA, 2922 nt
Organism: Candidula unifasciata
Lineage: Eukaryota; Metazoa; Mollusca; Gastropoda; Stylommatophora; Geomitridae
Source: the annotation of a GenBank genome assembly